AUGCACGCUAAGAUGGAUACACCAACAGCUCACCAAUACGUCUACAUUGGUAGAGGUGGUGCUGGCAAUAUUCACAAGACAGAUUCCAAAAUUUCUCCAAAAUUGGUCCCACAAGGCUCACAGACUCCAAAUAUUUUACAUCCUGUUUUCAGUACUGGUAGAGGUGGUGCUGGUAAUAUGAGGAAAAAUGUAGAUCCAAAAUUAACUAGAAUUGCUCAAGAUGUAGGUGAUGCUGUAAUUAUUCCUGAAGAUUCUGUUACCGUCUUUGCAUCACCAUGUUCUAGUGAUAGUGAUAGUGAUGAUGAAGAUAUAAUAGAUGAUUCAUAUUACAAUGUGGAUGAUGAUUCUUUCGUUAGUGACACGACACUUAAUAGUCAUGAUCACUUAGAAAAAAAUAAAUCUAUUUCUAGAAUUAAAUCAAUCGUAAGCGAUUCGAAAGUUCUAGAUAAACCAAAUCAUCACCGCAAUCAUAAGAUACAGAAGACACUCACUUCAACAAAGGAUUCCUCUAAAUCUCCACCGCCUCCACCUCAUUACCCUUUCCAACAGAGACCGGUUAGAAUUGGAAGAGGUGGUGCAGGAAAUUUAUUAUCACCAACUACAAGUAAUAAUAAAUCUGUGACAUCUAAUUCUUCCAAUUCUAAGAGUAAAAAUUGGUUAUCUUCAAUUUUUCAUUCAUAUAACUACUUUGUUAAGGUACAUUGCGUCACCCCAUUACUCAUUCACUAA
Molecule: messenger RNA, 729 nt
Organism: Henningerozyma blattae CBS 6284
Lineage: Eukaryota; Fungi; Ascomycota; Saccharomycetes; Saccharomycetales; Saccharomycetaceae
Product: DUF3602 domain-containing protein
Exons: 1
Coding region: 1-729 (242 amino acids)
Source: RefSeq, a predicted model, not a curated record